This is a messenger RNA of Dermatophagoides pteronyssinus (European house dust mite), 1398 nucleotides long. RefSeq names its product lipoyl synthase, mitochondrial (gene Las). The record is from RefSeq and is a predicted model, not a curated record. Gene Ontology annotation, molecular function: lipoate synthase activity; 4 iron, 4 sulfur cluster binding. Gene Ontology annotation, biological process: lipoate biosynthetic process. Lineage: Eukaryota; Metazoa; Arthropoda; Arachnida; Sarcoptiformes; Pyroglyphidae. Gene Ontology annotation, cellular component: mitochondrion.
GGUUCCAAAUGUUUACUUGCGAACAAUCACAUUCGAAAUACGAAUUGAAUUCAAAUUUUUAUCUUUUUACAAUUGAUUUUUUUGUUGUUGUUAGAAUUACGGAAAUGCAACACAUGUUAAUCCAUCAUAGGAAAAUAUCUGUUUCCACAACAAUACAACGAUGGGUUCGUUUGUCGACAGAUUCAUCACUAUCGAAUGCAGAUGGCAGCUCGACAAAGGAUAAAAUUUCUUUGACAUUCAAAGAAAAACUUAAUAAAGGUCCUGAAUUCGAAGAUUUUAUUGCCGGUGUCGUACCACGAAAUAUAAAAACAUUUGGUGAUUAUCAAGGCAAAUUGAAACGAGAAAUAGGUGAAAAUGAGCGACUACGUUUGCCCCCUUGGCUUAAACGAGAAAUUCCUGUUGGUCCAAAUUAUCAUCGAUUAAAAUCGACGCUUCGUAACCUUAAGUUGCACACUGUUUGUGAGGAAGCUAAAUGCCCAAACAUUGGUGAAUGUUGGGGUGGAUCAGAGAGUUCAACAGCAACUGCUACCAUAAUGUUAAUGGGUGAUACUUGCACUCGUGGAUGUAGAUUUUGUUCGGUAAAAACCGCACGUAAACCACCACCAGUCGAUCCGGAGGAACCGGUCAAUACUGCUAAAGCUAUUGUUGCUUGGAAUUUAGAUUAUGUCGUUCUUACGUCUGUCGAUCGUGAUGAUAUGCCAGAUGGUGGUGCGGAACAUUUUGCUCGUACCGUCCGUGAAAUUAAGCGUCUUUCACCCGAUCUUCUUGUCGAAUGUCUUACACCAGAUUUUCGUGGCCAACAUGCUAAUGUUGCAACGGUAGCAUCAUCUGGUUUAGAUGUCUUUGCACACAACAUUGAAACUGUUCGUGAUUAUCAAAAAUUUGUCCGAGACCCACGUGCCAAUUACGAUCAAUCAUUGGACGUUCUUCGAUAUGCCAAAGAAUCACAGCCAGUAAUCAUAACGAAAACUUCGUUAAUGCUUGGUUUUGGUGAAACAGAUGACCAGAUCAAACAAACUAUGGAAGAUCUACGGCAAGCAAAUGUAGAUUGUCUUACAUUAGGUCAAUAUAUGCAGCCAACAAAACGUCAUCUAAAAGUCGUCGAAUAUGUAACGCCAGAAAAAUUUGCCUUUUGGGAAGAUUAUGGCAAUCGAUUAGGUUUUGCCUAUACCGCCUCAGGUCCAUUAGUUCGAUCAUCAUAUAAAGCCGGUGAAUUUUUCAUCAAAAAUUUGAUUGCUAAACGUCGCCAAAAUAAUUCAUCAUCAUCAAAUCUAUAAGGUUUUUUAAUAAAAAAAAAGAUUAUAUUCUCAAUUUUAAAGAGUAUUUGUGCUGCCACCAAGCGAAUCAGCCUCCGAAUCUGAACCAGAUAUAGAAGAUCCUUGGCCAUCAUCAUUGUUU